Messenger RNA from Diaporthe citri, 1635 nucleotides. RefSeq lists its product as uncharacterized. Lineage: Eukaryota; Fungi; Ascomycota; Sordariomycetes; Diaporthales; Diaporthaceae. The transcript is spliced from 3 exons. The record is from RefSeq and is a predicted model, not a curated record. Bases 1 to 1635 code for a protein of 544 amino acids.
AUGAAGACUCCAACCAUCAUGGUCUCAGAUCAAAAUCAUCCCGCCAAACAUGAUGGCGCCGCUGACCAGGAAUUUACUCACGAUCCUCUGGACCCUCCAAGGGCCAAUCCUAUUCUUCAAGCCAUGCCAGUGACGGUCUCCCAGUCAGGAAAGAGCAGGCUUGAGUUACUGCCCGACGAGCUCCUCGCCAUGGUCAUUGGACAGGUAGCCCCGGCCGACCACAGCCUCAAUGGCACACAGGCCUACAGAGCAAACCAAGAAAUCCUUCGCAGCCUCUGUCUGGUGUCCAAGACCGUGGAAGGAAAUGUCAGGCCAGCUCUCUACAGAGACGUGCGUCUGCAUGAGAACAUGGCUGUGGUCCAUCUCUGUGCAACACUCUGUGCAAACCCGACGCUGGGAAGACAUGUCAAAUCCAUCGUACUCAAUCCUCAUCAGGAUCCGAGAGGUCAGCAAAUAUGUGCCAUUGACCUGACACCUCUGCGCCCGUUCCAGGACGACGACUACAAAUUCUGGAUCAGAGGCAAGGGCAAGGCCGAGUGUCGGAUGCCACGAAGGACCAGGGACGAGCUGAUCUGCACACUCUUCUCCAAGAUCCUGUCCCGGAUUCCCGCUCUGGAGUCACUGUCCUUCAGGCUCCCAGCUCUGGGCAAAAUCCAACCCGAAUGCAUGGCCCUCCUUUCGAACAAGGUUCAGUUCACCAACCAGCUGAUGUUGCACCAACGUUUGUUCCGGGACUUUUACCAAGGAAACACUGUCCCGGACUUUUCCAACCUGAAGACAGUGGGAAUACUGGGUGGUGUACCGCGUUACUUCGCCAUGAAUCUUUGCACAAAGUUGUUCCGCCAGCCAAGUGUACGUACCGUCUUCUGGUCCAGCGUAGAUGGAAAGUCUGCAGCGCCUGAGGACAUGGAUGGGGGAAUAUGGCAGCACACCCUCAGCAAUGCGCAACUGUACUCGAUCGGCUCGAGAAUUAGCUACGCUUGGAUCUCCACAGCUGUGAAGAAUGUGGAGCUUAGAAGCAAGUGUGUCUCAAGCAUGGACAUCGCCAGAGUCGGUUCAGCCUUUCCCUCCCUCGAGUCUCUCACGAUCGACAAUUGCUACUUCGAAGACAAACCACACAACAUGUCUGCAGAGCACGGCCACAACCUCUAUCGCGUGCUCGGGGAGUUGGAGAACUUCAACACAUUUGUUCUCGACGUGAACAACCCAGAAGUUUUCACCACGGCCAACGUAACAGCUUCAGGGCCGUCCAAGUUGUUCAAGCUGUCUGCCUUGUCGAAGCUACAUACUCUACUGGUGCCAGUGGAUCUUGUUGUUUGUUUCACACAGGACAAGGACUUGAAGCCUCUGAUCCAGCGUACGACCACAAUCCUCCCCGAUUCGCUCCGCCAUCUCACUCUGCUUCUAAAUUAUGAGUGUAAGGAGAGGCUGGCGUGGGAGGGCACAGGCAGCAUGCAGAUGUCCAGGGUUACCAACAUGGUUGGGCCAUUUUUGCGAGAGGUUGCACCUCUCCUGCUCGUUGACUUCCCUCACCUGGAGGAAAUUGACCUCUGCUACGACAUGGAUGACUACCGCCAGAACAAAGUCCACCUCCUGGCUUCGCGAUUCACAGCCGUUGCAGAAGCAGCGUUUUGA